Melanotaenia boesemani (Boeseman's rainbowfish) is the source of this 2345-nucleotide messenger RNA. It is a transcript of the gene kcnk3a, whose product is annotated as potassium channel, subfamily K, member 3a. Gene Ontology annotation, biological process: stabilization of membrane potential; potassium ion transmembrane transport. Gene Ontology annotation, cellular component: membrane. The record is from RefSeq and is a predicted model, not a curated record. NCBI's taxonomy places the organism in Eukaryota, Metazoa, Chordata, Actinopteri, Atheriniformes, Melanotaeniidae. Gene Ontology annotation, molecular function: potassium ion leak channel activity; open rectifier potassium channel activity. Bases 64 to 1263 code for a protein of 399 amino acids. The transcript is spliced from 2 exons.
UCCCCGUCCUCCAGCUCCACGCUGACACUGCACCCGUGCCCCUAACCCCACACCACCGCCACCAUGAAGAGGCAGAACGUGCGGACCCUCGCCCUCAUCAUCAGCACCUUCACCUACCUGAUCGUCGGGGCUGCGAUUUUCGACGUGCUCGAAUCCCAGGAGGAGACGUCCCAGAAGAAGGACCUGGACCUGAGGAAAAUGGAACUGCUCCACACUUUCAACUUGUCCGUGCAUGACUUUGACAAGCUGGAGAGGGUGGUGCUGCAGCUGAAGCCGCACAAAGCCGGGGUGCAGUGGAAAUUCGCUGGCUCCUUUUAUUUCGCCAUCACUGUGAUCACGACUAUAGGAUACGGCCAUGCAGCCCCCAGCACAGAUGGAGGAAAGGCCUUCUGCAUGCUUUACGCCCUCCUGGGCAUUCCUCUCACUUUGGUCAUGUUUCAAAGUGUGGGCGAGCGAAUCAACACCUUUGUCAGGAUCUUGCUCCACCGACUGAAGAAGUGCCUUGGAAUGAGGCGCACUGAGGUCUCCAUGGUCAACAUGGUGACCAUUGGUUUUAUAUCCUGCAUGAGCACAUUAUGUGUGGGGGCAUUGGCCUUUUCCGAAUUUGAGGGUUGGAGCUUCUUUCAUGCGUACUACUACUGCUUUAUCACGCUCACCACCAUUGGCUUUGGGGACUAUGUUGCACUGCAGAGUGAUCAUGCCCUGCAAACCAAGCCAGAGUAUGUUGCCUUCAGCUUCAUCUACAUCCUGACAGGUCUGGCUGUGAUCGGAGCCUUCCUCAACUUGGCUGUGCUGCGAUUCAUGACUAUGAACGCUGAAGACGAGAAGAGGGAUGCAGAGCAGAGGGCUCUUCUUGCCCAUAAUGGUCAGGCAGGUGGACACAUCAACUGCUCUGUAGACCCCGUCUCCCCUGCUUCUUCACCGUCUGGGUGUGGCGGAGGGAGUGCAGUUGGAGGAAGCAGUGGUGGAGCUGCAAGUCGUGGCCUGCGCAAUGUUUAUGCUGAGGUGCUCCACUUCCAGUCCAUGUGCUCCUGUCUUUGGUACAAGAGCAGAGAGAAGCUGCAGUACUCCAUACCCAUGAUCAUCCCACGUGACCUCUCCACCUCUGACACCUACAUGGAGCAGGGAGAGGCUUUUUCCAACCCCCUUCACUCUAACGGCUGCGUGUGCAGUCUGCAGCGCCACUCCGGUAUUAGCUCAGUAUCAACUGGCUUGCACAGUAUCAACACCUAUAGAAGACUCAAACGCAGAAGCUCCAUCUAAAAACUAGGAGGACUUUGUGUUUUAAGAUCCUCUGUGUGUACCAUGAAGUGAGGGAUGGCCCUCCGGUGGUGUGAGACUCACAGUGGACAUCAAGGGAACAGAACUCCAGUCCUAAAGAGAUUCAACACUGACCAUUUAGCGCUAACAUUGUUACUCAUGCUACUGAGAAAUAAUGCUAAUGGUUGUUUAAGGAGAAUUCACUGAACAUUGGUGUCAGGAGAUGCAGCAUGUGCAUCGCUCUGCACCUCUGACUUCUGAGUAUCUGAAUAUUGGACUUAAUAUUUUAUGUGUUCAUGAGAUUAACUUUCAUGUUUAAAUAAGAAAAGAGGGGAAAAGCACUGUGAGGUUUUUUUUUUUAAAUUAUUAUUAUUAUUAUUAUUAUUAUUUUAGAUGGAUUUGGGGUAUUUUAACUGUAUAUAGUGCACUGUUAAGAAAUAUUUUACUGAAUGAACUUAAAUCCACUUUUUUCCCAAAAGACUUUCCAAAACUAAACUUUUGGUUGUUAGUAGCAUACUCAUGUCAGUGAAAUUAAAAUGUGUAUAUAUUUGGACACUUCACGUAUAGGUGUUAUUGAUUGAAAAUCUAUUUUUUUCAGUGAAAGAUUAAACACAUCGAAGAUAACUCAAUGUCUUUUCCUGUGUCUGUAUCUACAGUGCAAAUUGAAGCCAAACGUUCUGAUGUCUUUUUUUUUCUUUGUUUAUUUUUCCCCAUUUAAUUAGGGGGAAACAAGCAUUAAUUAGGAAUAAAUAAGAAGGUUUGGUUUUACUGUCUUGCUGGAGAAUUUUUUGACACUGUUAUGGGUAUCAAACCUGUCAAAGUUAACUACUAGGCUUCCCUGCAACCCUUUUCCGACCUCACAACAAUGAAUUUAUUUUUCAUAAAUUCUUCCUGUGCAUUAAUCUAUUUUAUGUACUUAUUGCUCAUCAUAUGUUUUGACAUAGCUUGGCUUAAUCUGAGAGUUUAAAUCAGAGCAUGUAAGCACACUUGUAGACAAGCAUAUCUUAUUCACUGCUGCACCUUAGAGGACUGUUGUAUGUGCUUUCAGACACUGAGAUUCAGUGCACAAGUAUUUUUUCUUUUGU